This is a messenger RNA of Quercus robur (English oak), 1428 nucleotides long. RefSeq names its product glucan endo-1,3-beta-glucosidase 8. Gene Ontology annotation, molecular function: hydrolase activity, hydrolyzing O-glycosyl compounds. Gene Ontology annotation, biological process: carbohydrate metabolic process. The coding region runs from base 1 to 1428 and encodes 475 amino acids. The record is from RefSeq and is a predicted model, not a curated record. The transcript is spliced from 2 exons. NCBI's taxonomy places the organism in Eukaryota, Viridiplantae, Streptophyta, Magnoliopsida, Fagales, Fagaceae. Gene Ontology annotation, cellular component: plasma membrane.
AUGGCACCAGCCAUGUUCAUUGCAUGGACUUUUUGUGCAAUGUUGAUCUCAAACAACCUUGUACAAGGUAUAGGUGUCAAUUGGGGUUCCCAGUCAUCGCACCCUUUGAACCCCAGCAUUGUGGUUGGCAUGUUAAAGGACAAUGGGAUCAAACAAGCGAAGCUUUUCGAUGCAGAUGGUUGGACGGUCAGUGCUUUCGCCGGGUCGGGGAUUGAGGUCAUGGUUGGUAUCCCUAAUAACCAGCUGAAAGGCCUCGCUAAUGACUACGAUAAAGCCAAAGAUUGGGUCAAAGAAAAUGUCACCAAACAAAUUAAUGAUGUUGAUAUCAGGUAUGUUGGUGUUGGAAACGAGCCAUUCUUGAAGAGUUACAAUGGUACUCAUCUAAAGACUACAUUCCCAGCAUUACAAAACAUUCAAAAGGCUCUGAAUGAGGCUGGCUAUCGCGGCAAAAUCAAAGCCACAGUACCCCUUAAUGCUGAUGUCUAUGAGGCUUCUUCAAACAAACCAUCAGAUGGUAACUUUCGCAAGGAUGUUCGUAGUGUUAUGCUCCAAAUAGUAAAAUUCCUCGACGAAAAUGAUGCCCCCUUUUUGGUUAACAUAUAUCCCUUCCUUAGUCUUUAUCAAAGCUCAAGUUUCCCCAUGGAUUUUGCUUUCUUUGAUGGUGGCAGCCCAAUUCAAGACAAGAAUAUCCAAUAUACGAAUGUGUUUGAUGCCAAUUUUGAUACACUUGUUUGGACACUAAGAAAGAAUGGUUUUGGGGACUUGAAAAUCAUGGUAGGAGAAGUUGGAUGGCCUACUGAUGGUAACAUAAAUGCCACCCCAAAAUUGGCUAAAAGGUUCUAUGAUGGGUUCCUUAAGAGAAUGGCUAACAAAAAGGGAACCCCACUUAGGCCAGGCCAAAUGGAAGCUUACCUUUUUGGCCUUCUUGAUGAGGACAUGAAGAGCAUUGAUCCUGGGGACUUUGAGCGCCACUGGGGGAUUUUCCGCUAUGAUGGGCAGCCCAAGUUUCCAAUUGAUUUCAGUGGCAAAAAUAAUAACAAGAUGCCAGUAGGUGCAAAAGGGGUCCAAUACAUGGAUUCUCAAUGGUGUGUGCUUAAACAGGAUACUAAGAACAUAACCGAAGUAGUUCCUGAAAUUGAUUAUGCAUGUUCUAACUCUGAUUGCAGCAGCUUGGGUUAUGGCUCUACAUGCAACAGUUUGGGCGCCCAUGAGAACGUGUCUUAUGCUUUUAACAUGUACUACCAAAUGCAAGACCAAAGUGUUGAGGCAUGCAAAUUCAAUGGGCAAGCUGAGAUUGUUAAGCAAAAUGCUUCCAAAGGAAGUUGCCUAUUUCCUGUACAGAUAUUAAGUGCUGGAGAGAGGCUGAGCUUGGCAUAUGGAGCAACUAUUAUCGCUGGAUUGUUGUUGAGCUUGUUCACAUUGGUUUGA